AUGCUAACCGAAGCUGGAACAGAAAUCGUCACCCGAAAUUUCACCUGGCGCCAAGUGCCCGCUGCUUCGCCCGGCCCCCUGCAGCCAGUGCCUCUCGCAGAUGAUGAGGAGGGCGGGGAGGGCGAGAGCAAUGAGGGCGCGUCACGUCAAGGUGGAGGGCGGGAGGAAGACUCGAGGAGUGAGUCCGACCUCGACGUAGACGACGCUCGUGGGCUGGGGCAAGCGACUCCGCUCGUGCGCAUGGGGGCGCCUACGGCACCCGGAAAUGGGAUGCAGUUGGACGAAGGCGGAGGUCGCCCGUCGCCCUCUUCGGGAGGGGAUGACUUCGGCGAUGGGGAUGACCCCGCCGACAACAGCAGCAACAGCGACGACAGUAGUGGCCCCAGCGACGUCUCCAACAACCACGACGGAGGCGGCAGCGAGCCACUCAGCGGCGACUCUGGUGAUGAGAGCAGCGGCGGUAGCGAGCCCGUCAGCAGCACAUCUAGCCACGACGGCAGCAACGACGACGGUGACGGCAGCGAGGCCGUCGACCCCGGCAUCAACGACGAUGGCGGCGGCGAGACAGGCGACCCCGGAACGGAAGAGAAGAAACUUCGUUGGGGAGCGUCGAGUGCCGGCCAGCUGCACCAUGUGCUCCAGCCCGGCCGCAGCCGGAAGCAGACCCGGGAGUUGCGGAGCUCCGAGAAAGAGCCGAGCGAGGCACCCGCCCCCGAGGAGGCGCUGUUAUCAACCGUUCUGGAGACCANCGACGGCAGCAACGACGACGGUGACGGCAGCGAGGCCGUCGACCCCGGCAUCAACGACGAUGGCGGCGGCGAGACAGGCGACCCCGGAACGGAAGAGAAGAAACUUCGUUGGGGAGCGUCGAGUGCCGGCCAGCUGCACCAUGUGCUCCAGCCCGGCCGCAGCCGGAAGCAGACCCGGGAGUUGCGGAGCUCCGAGAAAGAGCCGAGCGAGGCACCCGCCCCCGAGGAGGCGCUGUUAUCAACCGUUCUGGAGACCAAGAACGUGAGGAAGGCACUCGGGUGCCUGAUGUGGGUGGUGCAUACGAGGCCGGACAUCGCUCUGCCGUUGAACAAGAUCCAGAAGGUGGCUCGCUCUCCCACCGACAGGAUAUGGCAGGCGCUUCUGAGGGUCAUGUCUUACCUCAACGCCACGAAGGACCUGAGCCUCACCUAUGUGCGGGGGUCAGGGCUAGAUCUAGGAGUGGAGGGAGUGAAGGAGGCGUUGCAUGUGCGUGCGGUUUUGUCUUUCGUAGCGCCUGAGACGAGUGGAGCGAAGAUCAAGGUCCUUGAAGACAACAAGGGAGCUCUUGCCCUGGUGCAGAACCCCUUCAGCUCGGCGAGGAGCAAGCACAUCGACGUGCGGUACCACUUUAUCCGCGAGCUCUUCAAGUCUGGGAAGAUCACCGCAGAGUAUGUCCCGAUGGAAGAGCAGCACGCCGACAUGCUGAACAAGGUCCUUGGUAGGAUCAAACUGGAGUACCACCGGAAGGCCCUGAUGAACCUACCGGAGUAG
Molecule: messenger RNA, 1521 nt
Organism: Ectocarpus sp. CCAP 1310/34
Lineage: Eukaryota; Phaeophyceae; Ectocarpales; Ectocarpaceae
Source: the annotation of a GenBank genome assembly